This is a messenger RNA of Lolium perenne, 939 nucleotides long. RefSeq names its product major pollen allergen Lol p 11. The record is from RefSeq and is a predicted model, not a curated record. Lineage: Eukaryota; Viridiplantae; Streptophyta; Magnoliopsida; Poales; Poaceae.
ACCCUCCCGACCGAACACCUCUCCCUCCCGUUGUGAUUUGAUCACCCGAUCGUCCGAGAACCAUGACGCGGUGCAUGCCCGCCCUCACCACGCCCCUCGUGGCCGCCUCCCUGCUGCUGCUGGCCCUCGCCGGCGUCGCCUCGGCCGACAAGGGCCCCGGCUUCGUCGUCACCGGCCGCGUCUACUGCGACCCCUGCCGCGCCGGCUUCGAGACCAACGUCUCCCACAACGUCGAAGGGGCGACGGUGGCGGUGGACUGCCGGCCGUUCAACGGCGGCGAGAGCAAGCUGAAGGCGGAGGCGACGACGGACAAGAACGGCUGGUACAAGAUCGAGAUCGACCAGGACCACCAGGAGGAGAUCUGCGAGGUGGUGCUGGCCAAGAGCCCCGACAAGUCGUGCUCCGAGAUCGAGGAGUUCCGCGACCGCGCACGCGUCCCGCUCACCAGCAACAACGGCAUCAAGCAGCAGGGCAUCCGCUACGCCAACCCCAUCGCAUUCUUCCGCAAGGAGCCGCUCAAGGAAUGCGGCGGGAUCCUCCAGGCAUACGACCUCAGGGACGCCCCAGAGACGCCAUGAAACACCGCACCCACGACGACGUACGUUCGUAUACCCAGGCCAGCUAUAGUUACUUGACGCCGGCCGAGACGAUGUUACAUCUGCGAGCCGACGGAGUGAUGUCGCCGGCGCCCGUCGAGAUGACCAUCGUUUAAUCUUCACGUGCCGCUUCUCUUUUGUUCUUGCUAUAGUAUUCCUGCCCUCUAAUUAUUUACGUGUUGGUUUAAGUGUGAACUAAUUCGAUGGAUCUAUCUAUGUGUAAUAAGAGAACACAAUAUUUCGUACAUGUAUGUCUGAUGUACUAUCCUGUUUUCAUAAAGAGAAAUAUCUGAUGUAGUACAUUCUUCUCGAAAUAAAAUAUCCUUAGGCGAGUUUACUGGAA